AUGAGGCUGUUUGUCUUGCUAGCUGUGCUUUACAGUGGAGUAAGCAGCAGUAUUGUGCUGCAGAAAAUGUAUGGGAGGAUCACGUCCCCCAACUUCCCAAAUGUCUACCCAAAUCACAAGGAGAGGAUCUGGAAUAUUACUGUCCCCAAGGGAUAUUCUGUCUGCAUCUACUUCACACAUUUCAACCUGGAGCUGUCCUACCUGUGUGAAUACGAUUAUGUGAAGCUGAGCUCUGGUGGGAAGACCUUGGCUACGCUGUGUGGAAAGGAUAGUACAGACACUGAGGAAGCUCCAGGCAACAAGACAUACGUCUCCGUUGACAACAACCUCAUGGUAGUGUUUCGGUCUGACUACUCCAAUGAGAAAGCAUUCACAGGCUUUGAGGCCUUUUAUGCUGCUGAAGAUAUUGAUGAGUGCAAACAGCUGUUUGAUGGUGAACCCCUCUGCAAUCAUCACUGUCACAACUACGUGGGGGGCUACUAUUGCAGCUGUCGGGUUGGCUACACACUGCAUGAAAACAAGAGGACGUGCACAGCCCACUGUCAGAGUCAGGUUUUUACUGAAAGAAUGGGAGAAAUCACCAGCCCUGAUGAUCCAACACCUUAUCCCCCACUCAGCUCCUGCAGCUACAGUAUCCAGGUAGAAGAUGGCUUCCUGAUGACACUGGAAUUCAUGGACUUCGAUGUGGACACACACGCAGGAGUGUUGUGCCCCUGCGAUGUCCUUAAGGUCAAAACACCCAAAAAGCAACUUGGCCCAUUCUGUGGAAAAACUUUGCCUGCAAAAAUUGAGGCAUGGGCUAAUGUGGUGAAUAUUACUUUCAUAACUGAUGUCUCAGGAGCACACACUGGGUGGAACAUGAAGUACGCAGCAGCAAGUUUGCUGUGUCCCAGUCCUGAAGCACCACCCCAUGGUCACAUCGCACCAGUGCAGGCGCAGUACACUGGUGACCCCUGUGCUCUUGCUUGCGACAUCGGAUACGUGCUACUUGAAAAUUAAAACAUUGUGAAGUCUCUUGUAGUGGAAUGUCAAAAGGAUGCUUCUUGGAACAGCCCAGUGGCAAAGCGCAUCAUUAUUGACUGUGGUCAACUUGCGGACAUAGGCAGUGGUGCUUUUACAUAUGUUAGGCCUGAGAAGACCACCUAUAGUGCCGGAAUUCAGUACCACUUCUGCACCAUGAAGGCUGAUAAUAACAGUAGGUGAAUACACAGCAGUGAUGGUGGAUACUGGAAAAGCUCCAAAGGAGAAAUAACCCCUCCCGUCUGUGAGCCAGGUACUGCACGAAUUGGAACUGUGGAGCAUGCACAUGGCGGGAGGAGAGCCCAGCCUGGAGCCUUUCCCCGGCACGCAAGGUUCAUCACAGCGCCAACAGGAUUAGGAGGUGGCUCGCUUUUGUGGGGCAACUGGGCUCUGACAGCUGCUGGUGGUGCAGCUGAUCAAAGAAACCCCUCGGCUUUGUGCAUUAAAUUGGGGAUUUUGAACAAACCCUCAUUUUGCUAUGAAUAAGCCCAGGCAGAAAAUUUUUUUAUUCAUUAAGGUUAUAGAAAUGAUCUUGUCAGCUUUGACAAUAAUACUGCCUUGGUUAGGCUGGAGCAAACGCCUGUUAGUACCAGUCUCACACCCAUUUGUGCACCAGGAAGAGGGAGAUUUCAAAUGAGAGCAAGAUGGGGUAGAACCAAGACGAGGAGCGCUUCUGUCCUGCUGCUGCACACCGAGGCGUAGUUAGCAGCCAGAAAGAACGUACAGGUGCGUGCCAGUAAAGCUUCCCACAGAAAAAUCCUUCUGGUCGCAGAAAACCUGCUGUGUGCUGGAGCCGAGGCGGGGGCAGUGGAAGCCCACAGCCGCUCUUGGGUGCGCAGGCCAGCAACUGGUAUCGCAUCCUGGGCUUUAGGCCGUGAUCUUGCAGGGAGUCACCAUCCCUUGGCUUGAAAGUGUUACUUAAAGUAAU
This is a messenger RNA of Egretta garzetta (little egret), 1948 nucleotides long. RefSeq names its product mannan binding lectin serine peptidase 2 (gene MASP2). The record is from RefSeq and is a predicted model, not a curated record. Gene Ontology annotation, molecular function: calcium ion binding; serine-type endopeptidase activity. Gene Ontology annotation, biological process: complement activation; proteolysis. Gene Ontology annotation, cellular component: extracellular region. NCBI's taxonomy places the organism in Eukaryota, Metazoa, Chordata, Aves, Pelecaniformes, Ardeidae.